GCUGCUGCUGCUGCUGCUGUUGCUGCUGUUGCUGCUGUUGCUGCUGUUGCUGCUGCUGCUGCUGUUGCUGCUGGUGCUGCUGGUGCUGCUGCUACUGCUACUGCUGCUGCUGGUGCUGCUGCUGAUUAACUUAAGGCCGAGGGAGAUGACUGUUAAAACUACAUAA
Gongylonema pulchrum is the source of this 166-nucleotide messenger RNA. NCBI's taxonomy places the organism in Eukaryota, Metazoa, Nematoda, Chromadorea, Rhabditida, Gongylonematidae. The record is from the annotation of a GenBank genome assembly.